This is a messenger RNA of Drosophila santomea, 1457 nucleotides long. Its product is annotated as galactose mutarotase. Gene Ontology annotation, biological process: glucose metabolic process; beta-D-galactose catabolic process via UDP-galactose, Leloir pathway. The transcript has a single exon. The record is from RefSeq and is a predicted model, not a curated record. Gene Ontology annotation, molecular function: carbohydrate binding; aldose 1-epimerase activity. Lineage: Eukaryota; Metazoa; Arthropoda; Insecta; Diptera; Drosophilidae. The coding region runs from base 83 to 1261 and encodes 392 amino acids.
AAUUUUAAUUUUUUUUGACAACUUUGAGAAUACUUUCAAACAGAUACGCACACACAAAUUUCAAACAAUUAAAUUCUAAAUUAUGGUCAAGGUUGUGGAGGACAUUUUUGGGAUUGCGAACAAUCCGUUUACCAAGCAGGCACAAGUGAUACGUCGCUACACAAUGACCAACACCAAUCGCCUGUCGGUGGCCGUCAUCCAGCUGGGCGCCACCAUCCAGAGCAUUCAAGUGCCAGAUGCCUAUCACCAGUUGUCCGAUGUGGUCCUCGGAUUCGAUGAUGUUGCCGGGUAUACAAAGUAUAGAAACUACCAUUUCGGUUGCACGCUAGGCAGAGUCUCGGAUGUGGUGGGCAAUGGGGAGUUCAUCAUGGACGAGCGGCGGGUUGUUGUGUCGAAAAAUCAUCACGGCCAGAAGCACCAGAUUAAUGGUGGCUUUGUGGGCUUCGAUCAGGUCAUUUGGGAUUUGGAAAUGAAGAGACCGGAUGGCGUCACCUUGCGGCAUGUGUCGCCGGAUGGACACGAAGGAUAUCCUGGCACCUUGAAGGUGCUGCUUCACUUCACAAUCGAUGACGACAAUCGGUUCUUUAUACAAAUCGAAGCCACCACUAACCAAACGACGCCGGUGAAUAUAUCCAAUCAAAUCAUCUUUAAUCUAGCCGGCCAGACAACCGGAAUCAAGGGCAUUUUCGACCAUCAAAUCAACAUUGAGGCAAUGGAAACGAUGGAAACCUCUGCUCCCGACGAACUUCCCACGGGUCGAUUUAAGAACGUCAAUGAUUCCGUAUACGAUAUCCGAUUGCCCGUAUUCAUGGGCGAUCGAGUGCGUCAGUUUGAACAUAAGCCGGUGAAGGGUUACGAUGUUUGCUUUGCUCUCGACAAGGAAUUUGAUGUAAUUAAAACGCGUUAUGUGGGCAGGUUUUUGCAUCCGGAUUCGGGCAGAUAUAUGGAGAUAUUCAGCAAUCAGCCGUGUGUGAAAUUAACCACCGCCAAUUGUUUCCCCCAGGAACCACUUGGUGAGCCACCGAUAUUGGGUAAAAGGUGCACCCGCUAUUGGCAGCAUUGUGGUUUUAGUCUGCAGCUACUUAACUAUCCGGAUGCCGUAAAUCAGCCGGAUUUUCCACGCAUCUUCAUCAAUCCGGGGGAGCUUUAUUUCCAUGAAACCAUCUAUCAUUUUGGCGUUCAGGAAUCGUGGAAGUGCUGUGCCGAUCCGGAGGAACUGGAAGCCCUAGGCGAAGAACCACUGCGGAAACCAAUGGCUUGAUCACAGCUACUUAGGUAGCUGGUAUGAGGAGCACAGAGAAGGGCGCUUCGAAAAAUCAGCGCUCUAUUAAGGUGUUUCCCAUUUUUGUUUGGUAAUAAUUUAUAUGGAAAAUGAAUUUCAAGGCAAAUAACUAGUUAAAUAUUAUGAAAAGUGCGUUAUGCUGUAUAAAAUUGAAAGUUUAUUCAAAUAAUAAGUA